Molecule: messenger RNA, 6357 nt
Organism: Xenopus laevis (African clawed frog)
Lineage: Eukaryota; Metazoa; Chordata; Amphibia; Anura; Pipidae
Gene: amer1.L
Product: APC membrane recruitment protein 1
Exons: 3
Coding region: 348-3599 (1083 amino acids)
Biological process (GO): regulation of canonical Wnt signaling pathway
Cellular component (GO): plasma membrane
Molecular function (GO): beta-catenin binding; phosphatidylinositol-4,5-bisphosphate binding
Source: RefSeq, a predicted model, not a curated record
UUCCCAUUAAAAAAAAGACCUACGCAGCUUUCUAAAUGGCUGCUGUGACUGUCUGUCGUAGUAGGUUGUGGGCAGGUACAGGCCGCGCUGUUUCGUAGCAGCUCGGGAUGGAGGAGACCUGGACAAGUGAAAGGAGCCGAGCCAAGGUUUGAGGCCUAGCACCGUGUGAUGCAAAUGCAGAUAUGUUGUAUGUGGUGGGGACCUGCUGUACAUUUCAUGGAAAGAUGCCAUGUCUUGGACUGAGGAUGUCUACCCAUGGGAGCACUUGCACGGUCUAGAAUGACUCCUGGUGCCUCGUUUGCCUCCGCCUUCAACCAAGAGUACCUGUUACAUGUAUAACAUUUGCCAUGGAAAGCAGGCAGAGUGGCCAAGAAAAAAUUGCUGUGACAAAGUCCAGUUUGUCCAUUUGUGACAACCAUGAAAGCAUCCCUAGUGAUGGUGAUUCAGGGAAGGUGGAAACCUCCUGUGGAGAGACUGCAGCGUGUCUUGAUGUGCAAAGUGCUGGGAAGCCAAAGAAGGCUCAUUUCAAAUUUUUUGGUGGAAAGAAGAGCAUUUGCACCCUUCCCAGCUUUUUUGGAGGAAAGCACAAAGGCCUUGGCAAGGGAAACCUUAGGAAAGGAUUAAGCAAAAGUAAAACCCACGAUUGUAUCAGUGAUGUACAGACUGCAGACAGGAAGAAAUUCUUUUCAGAUAGCUCCAGCAUCAAGUUACAUGGGUUGGAGUUGACCAGUGUAGGAACAUGCCUCACUAGCUCUCAUAGUGCAGACUUGAAUGUAACGACUCCAGCUCAGUUUGACUUAAGCUUUCAUGAUGCAUCUCCCCAUGGCAGCACCGACUGCUUUGACAAAAAAAUAAAUGGAGAUAAGCCUCUUUUGUUCCCUAGACCAAAGAAGGGCCUAAAGGGACUGUUCAGUAGCAUCCGUCGCCACAAAAAAAACAAAAUACCUGAUGUGGAAAAAUCGGAGCAUAGUGUUCGUGCUGCACCCUGUGUUGUUCUAGAACAAGUAAAUACACCAGAACCAGAGAAGAUUCAAGAAGAAGGAAACAAACAAACCGAAACAGAAUGUCUUCCUGCUGAAGUAUCGCAGGAGCUCUCCCUGAGCACAUCUGUGGGCACAGAAGAGACAGAGUCUUUAGUAUGUUUGUCAGAUGUUGCUCCAGUACCCUCAAGUGAACACCCUGUAGAACCUGAUGACCUAAGUUCCCUUAACAAAGGCCAAUCCUUAGAUGCCGCGCUUGAUUCCGCAGCUAUUUGUUCCAGUGACGAUGGGAUAUUUUCUGAGAUUGUACAUCCAGAUGGCAUAGAAAAAGUCCCUCUGUCUUCUGGUGACCAGAUCAGCCUUAUAUUUGAAGAUGUCUCUUCACUCAAGAGUUUUGACUCUUUAACAGGCUGUGGGGAUAUUAUUGCUGAUCAGGACAUUGACGCUGUUAGUGAUAAUGCCAUAUCUAUGGAGCAAACCAGGGAAACAACUAAGCGAAGCUCCUGUCUUGUUACAUACCAAGGAGGAGGUGAAGAAAUGGCAACCCCAGAUGACAUGGAGGAGGAAUAUCUCCAACAACUGUUGGAGGAUGCCAAUGAAGCCGAAGAAAGUUAUGAACUAAAUGAUGAAAAGGAAGCAACCAAAGUACGAACAGCAUUUAGUCAAGUGGAGACUGCUGCCUACCCUUUGUGUGCACAAGAUCCCUUUAUUGAUAGAGCUAUACUGAACAACACCGAGUUACUGACCCCUCAGAGUGAUCAGCAAGAGUCUGCUCCAAAUAGUGAUGAAGGGUACUAUGAUUCCAACACACCUGGUCCCGAAGAUGAUUCCAGAGAUGGCUUUAGUCAUAAAGAACGUCUCCCUAGAGACAGCUAUAGUGGAGAUGCUCUCUAUGAAUUCUAUGAACCCGAUGACAGCCUUAUGAGCCCUGCACCUGCAGGAGAGUCCCUAUAUGAGACGAAGACACCAUGCUCUGAAAUUUUUGAGCAGUUUUUUGACUUCAGUCUUACCAGUGGUAAUGAUUUAAUUCAAGAUCAUGCUCUUAAGAAAUGUGCGACUGAAACGGAAGAGGAACGACUGGCGGUUAUUCAGAAACAACUUCUCUUUUGGGAAAGACAAAGAGAAGCUGCUUUGAAAGAAAUGGGGCAUGUAAACAAAAUGGUUUUUCCCAAAGAAGAGCAAAAUGUGGAAUGUAAGAAUAAAGCAGAUAUAUCAUGCCAUAAUAAGGACGGUCAUCUUAAUGACCAUAGUGUUCUGCAAAAUCUGAGCAAAGGGGGAGUAAACAGGGUAACUCAAAAUUCACUUACUGAAAAACAGAGUUGGAAUAACUCUCGGGACACUUCUUUUAGAGACUCUUACUACAAAGGAAGUUACAUCCAGCAGUUAGAUAACAGCCUUAUGAAUGAUCCACGUUUUGAGUUGAAUGUACCUAGCCUUGGAACUCAAGACAAAAGUAAUAACAGAAAAAUAAACACUGGUGUUUUUCCUAGCUCUAGGCUUAACCCUGCGCAUCACAGACAGAAUGUGUUUGGCUCUGCCCUAGACUGUCCUAAGGAAAAUGAAUGUGAGCAGGUUGUUAAUUUUUCACAAACCUUUGCCGAGUUUACCAAUAACACUACAUUGUUCUCAAGUAUUUCUGAUUGUCUAGUUAGUACUGGAUCUAGCAGCUCAUUCCAUCACGAUCUAAAUGCUCUACCCACCAUGGUUACAUUUGAUGUUGUUGACGUCGAAAAUGAAGGUGAAUGUGAACAUCAAGUUGAUCUUAGCCCAGAUGAGGCAGGAGUUUCAUCAUUUGAGACCUUUGACCAUUGCUAUGUACAGGAGUCUUUAGCCGACUGUGAAGAAAUGUUUCAAACAGAUCUCCCAAGCCCACUUCAAAGCUAUAACUGGGGUGUCACCAGUCUUCCUCGGCAAUUUGGCCACUACAAACUUUCUUCAUCUAUGCCAGCACCACUGUCCUCCAACAGACGAAGCAGGUCUCUAGACACAGAAAAUUUAGAGAUUGAACUCGGUGCUGUGCGUUUAUCUAAAAGUGGGCUAAGAUCUUAUGAUUUCCUUGACCCAUGGGAGGAUGGAAAAAACGCUUGGCGUUAUGAGAAUGAAUGCUUCCGUGCCCAUGAGACAGAAUGGGGUGGCUGCAAUUUCUUGGAGCAAAGUAGUCAAACACCUAGGCAGUUCAAUCAGUACUCGCCCUCUGUACCUUUAAACCAUGGUUACAGCAGAGCAAUUGAAGGAAUAAUUCCAAGCAAACAGCUGCCACUCAACAGCAGACAGAUGGCAAAGACAACUGAUCCACCCUUGCAGUGUAACCCAAGGCAGUCCCAAGAGGUCUCCACCAUGUGUGGAUAUCCUGCAGAACAAACUACCAAAAAACUUGCACUUGUGUUACCUCUUGAAGAUAGAAGGGGGGUGGGUAUCCAUCAGAGCUCUUAUAAAUCUCAUAUAUCGGGCAAACCAGUUGGCAUUACACAGGCAAUGCCUCAGCAAAACAAAAAUAAUGAAGAUUUUAUAAAACCGCCAGCAGAUUACAAGGGACACUUACUGAAGAGACCAGUGGAGCAAGAGGUUUCUGCUAAUGACACUUGGGCUAAUACCUACACUGAAUGUACUGGUAGUUAGUUCAAACCUAAAGUUUAUGCCUCAGUGUUGUCAUAACAGAUUGGAGUCUAGCAGGAGAAGUUGCUCAAAGUAACUUUUGGUGAGGACCAUUUACAAUUGUUCAGCUUUGUUUAACAAAGGGCAGGCUUACUUUAUUUUUCUCCAUAAAACUAGGAUAUUGCAGUUGUCUAAUUUCUACAACUGCCAGGGAACAAAAUACAUUUCUAGUUUGAUUGUAUUAAAUAAGCACUCUCAGUUGCGGGAGGCAAAUGUAUUCUUGAAUGUGACACAGAUCUGAGAUAACACUUUUAUGUAUGUGGUUUUGUCAUUUGUAAUGCAGAGACUUAUUACAUUCACUUGUGGCCAGUACCUACUGCUGUUUAAUUCCAGGUGCACAUUUAUUUUUUUCUUCUAUUAUUAACCUAUUGCCCUGUCUCUUGUGUGUGGUUUUUUUUUUUUUUCUUCCAAACUUGCUUGGACAAAGAAUUAUCUUACUGCUUGCUAGAAUGUGGCGGUAUAAUAUUCUAGAAGCCAGCAUUUCUAAGUAAGAAAGCUAGCUUUCACUGCCUAUAGACAGGGUAAAUGUUACAUGACCUUCUUUAGUCCAUUCUCAUUCUGUUAGUUCUAGCAUGGUCCCUUACCAUUUUGCACACCCUCAGCUCCAAAGACAAAAAGGUAUUCAUUCCAUAUGGAUGUACAUAAAGUGGAAUGGAAUGUAUUCUAUGUAUACUCUGCUGAAGAAAUGAUAGACUGUUUUUUUCAGAAGGUGAAUUGCUAACUACCAUCUGUGUUGUAAGGUCUUUCAUAACCAUAUUAUAAAAAUACUUAAAUAUUAUGACUAGUUUAACUCUUAAGUUGCAGGUGGGUAUGACUUUCUGCUUUUCUCCAUAAUGUUGUCACAAUGUUCUCUGCUUGUCAGAUUAUAGUUAUCAGCUCACACAGUAUUAGUGAUUCUCCUCACCUAUAAUAGGAUGCUGUCAGUGAUCAUUUAAGCUGUUCCUUCACUUUUACUUGAAAAAGCUUCAGCCACAUAAGCCAUUACCCUUGCUCUUGUUUAUGCUGGGAAACCCUUACUUUUGUUUAAAAUAAGCUUGUUGAUGACUCUCUUAUUCAUUCAAGUCAUGAAAUACAGUAUCUAAUAGAAGAAGUCUAAGGGUAAGGGCACACGGGCAGAAAAAUCGACAGUGGAAACUUCGGGCCGCGAGUGCCAUCCCGCUGGCGAUUUUUCAUUCUAGCAGUUUGGGGAGAUUGUCCCCUCCCCGAAGAAGAGGAGAUUAGUCACCAGGGCUACUAAUCUCCCUGAAUCUGCCCGUGUGCCCUUACUCUAAAGUAGGUUUUCUUGAAAAAUGUUUUACCACAGUGAUAUGGAGGUCAAGAAAAACUCGACCCAUACCAAACACUAACCCACUGCUCCUCCACCCGCACCUGACCCUAACCUGGCAUGCCUCUGUCUGCGCCUACCCCGCCCUGUUAUGAUGUCAUGGAAGGGGGCAGGGCCAAGCAGCCACAAGUCUUUAAAAGGCAGUCAGUAGAGGCUAAGCUGGCGGAUGGGAGAGUGGAAGUUCAACCCGUACCGGUCCACUUGCUUUAGGCUUGUUGAUAUUUUAGAACAGGAAUACACAAGCUAUAACCUACCGCCCACACACUACCUAUAAUUAAAUCCUGACCAUUGCUUUUUGCAACUCUAUGUUCCACUACACUUAGGCUAAGCCUUACCUUUGCUAUAGUUGUAUGUACGAUGCAUGUUUGAAAAAUGGCAGCAUAGAGUAGCAGUUAUAGGCAUUUCCAAUGAAAAAAAAAAAAAUGCUAUGCAGAUAUAAAAUACUGUUGUUUUAUUCAAUUAGGAUGGCCAUUCUUUUCCAUGUGUAUACUGGAAUAAGGUUUUAACCAGCAAAUUCUUAAUCUGGAAAAAACCGCAUUUUAUUUAGGAGUGCAUAAUGAUCCAAUAGUGAGUAAACUGUAUUAGCAAUCCAUAGAUUUUCUGUUGUUUUUACAAAUCACAGUAUUUAUGAUUUUUAUGAUAUUAGAAGGGCAAAUUCACGUGCUGACAUUUUCUAUGCAUUGGAGCAUUCCUGAAUUUGUCUUUCAAUCAAUUUCUUGGUACUUAAAAUUAAUUUGAAAGCUAACGGCAGAAAAGGGAAUUCUCCCCUGGGAACAAGCAGAAACCAAAGAAGUAGGUAUUGACACAAUGCAUUUAGCCACCCAACUGAGAUACAUUCAUGAGGAAGAAUUAGCCUGGAGCUUUACAAGCUGUCCCUUUAUUAGUUAGUAGAACAGACUCUAUUGUUAGUGAAGAUGAGAUGUCAUAGUGACCAUUGCACAUUACAUGUUGAUUUUUUGCUUUUAUUUUUUUGCAAACAAGUCCUGGUCCUUUAUGAUCACUUUUUACAAGACCCAGAAUUCAGCCAAGGGCCUACUGAUUAAUUAAAAAUUUAAAAGCCGACUUUUCAUGCCAACAAUUCUGUGGCAGUAACCAGAACAGGCAAAUUAUUCUAUACACUACAAAGGAAUUCCUUAUUUCAUGCAAAUCUUGGUGUAUUUUUUUUUGUGUUGGACAACAGUGCUUUAUUGUAUGUGCCACACGUCACUAGUAUGUUUCACAUUUCGAUGGGAACCUACCUAGUAUUUUAUUUUAUAUAUCUAUAUUUUUUUUUAUGAAGAACUCCGCUGUAGAUAUGGAAUUGUAAUUUAUUACUGGCUAUUUUUAAAUAAAGGCAGAAAACGUAAUCCUGUUUUUUGUUUCCAUGUGGAAGGACAAUAAACUCACCUUUGCUACCAA